Clonostachys byssicola is the source of this 1470-nucleotide messenger RNA. The record is from the annotation of a GenBank genome assembly. Lineage: Eukaryota; Fungi; Ascomycota; Sordariomycetes; Hypocreales; Bionectriaceae.
AUGGGUUACUUCACCUCUAGGCCGCAGUUGAUCCCGGGCCAAUUGAUCUCUCGCCGCCGGCGUUUUGUUGUCCUGGUUGCUAUCUCGACUGCUCUGCUUGGGGCUAUCCUUCUCGCCUUGUGGCGAUUAGCAAGCACCUGUCCGGGUAGUAGCUUCUGCUCUGGCGUAUUCAAGUACAAAACCACUAUCAAAGAGGUGCAUAUUUCGGAUGCCUCCCCGACUUCAGAUGAUCUACGCCAUGCUAUAUCUCCGUCUCCAUCCUCGGUGCCAGCUCCCCAGCAAAUCUCUGGGAUGGCCCCCGUUCCUACCGCAGUGUCCACCAAGGGCCCCUGUGAGGGAUUCCCUGAUACUUCAAAUAUCCUCCUGAUAAUGAAGACCGGUGCCUCGGAGUCGUUCGCUAGAAUCCCCACGCAACUAUUGAUGAACAUGCGAUGCAUUUUCGACUUCCUCAUAUUUGGCGACAUGGAACAGACGGUGGCUGGCUACCAUGUUCAGGAUAGUCUUGAUGAAGUGAGGGAGGAAGUAAAAGCGAACAAUCCCGACUUUGAUCUAUAUUUGCGCCAGAAAACCUGUGCUUCAGAUCAGGAGACGUGCAAUAGGAAUACAAACGACAACACCGCUUCUCAGGCAUGGAGUUUGGACAAGUACAAGAACAUUCAUAUUGCAGAGAAAACCUGGAGACAGAAGUCAAAUUACGACUGGUAUCUUUACGUCGAUGCUGAUACCUAUGUUGUCUGGCCUACAAUGAUGGAAUGGCUCCAGCAUGUGAACCCAAAGGAACAAUGGUACAUUGGCAGCGUUGCCUUCCUUGGCGAUUUCCCCUUUGCUCAUGGAGGCAGCGGAUAUCUGCUAUCCCAGGCGACAAUGAAAAGCUUCUUCGGUGGGAAAACGGAUGUAGCAAAGGAAUGGGACCUUGAUACAAGGAUUGUUUGUUGUAGCGAUUACUUAUUAUCGUACGCCCUCCAACACAAAGUAGGAGUGAGAGUGACCAAUGUCUGGCCAGUUGUGAAUGGUGAGAAGCCUAGCACUAUGUCAUACGGAAAAGCUCAGUGGUGCCAACCCAUCGUGACCAUGCAUCAUCAUCGAUUUAUAGAGCACCUCCUUCAAGAUAAACGAGAGGGCUGGGACAACCUCAGUGAAGACGUCUUUUACUUGGAUGAGAAGGCCCGAGAGUACUCCAACUGGCAGCUUCAAAGGACCAAAAAGGGGGGCCUGUCUUCGAUUGAACGUGAAGCCCACUUAGGGUUUAAUCAAUGCGAAAGAGCAUGUCAUAAUGACCCUGAAUGCUUUCAAUUCAGAUUAAAUCAGGGUAUCUGUGCCAUGAGUAAAAGCAUAAAACACGGGAGACCAAGGAAGCCCGAAACCAAGGAUGACGAAUGGCUUAGCGGUUGGGACGUGCCCAAGAUCAACCGCUGGGUUCAGGAGAAUUCAAACUGCGGGAAGAUUACAUGGCCAUCUGUGCACAAUUAA